AUGGCUCUGAACGACAUACAACAUGCCGUCUAUGAGCAUUAUCUGCCCCUGGCUUUCGGAGUGGUCCUAUUAGCGGUAGUGGCGAAUGGUUGUUACGAACUCCUGUUUAAUCCACUGCGAAAGUUCCCGGGUCCGAAACUGGCUGUCGUGACUUAUUUGCCCUCCGUAUAUCACACGUUGAGAGGUGAUCAUGUUGUCUGGUUGCAGAGCCUCCACCGCACUUACGGUCAUGCUGUGAGAUAUUCUCCGGAUGAACUGAGCUUUACGUCCGCCCAGGCCUGGCGAGACAUUUACGGACAUGCCAGUGGGGGCAGAAAGAGCACCGAGAAGUACUUGCGCUUUUAUGGUCCGACUUUCAAUGGCACGCCAGACAUCAUUCGUGCCAAGGCGCACGACCAUGCGCGCUUUAGGCGGAACUUCUCCCACGCCUUCUCGGAUAAAGCACUCCGGGCGCAACAGCCGCUGAUUGCUCAGUACGCGGACAUGCUGGUCACAAAACUGCAGGAGACUGUGCAGAAACUACCGUCUGCCAAGACUGAUAUGGUCCGCCUGUAUAACUUGACCACCUUCGACAUCAUGGGCGACUUGACCUUUGGGGAUCCCUUGAACCUGCUCAAGGGCACCGGGUACCUGGACUGGGUCGGUGGGAUUUUCGCGAGUGUUAAAAUACUCUGCCUCCUGCGGGUGACGCGUUACUAUGCGUGGCUCACUACCAUCAUGAAUUCAGUACUGUCUCGCUCUCUGAAAGAACAGGCGGAGACGCACUUCCGAUCCAGUAAAGCACGGGUUGACUGGCGUGUGGAACAGACCCUCGACAAGCCGGAUAUCUGGGGCCUCAUCAUGGGACAGAAGGAGUCCCUCCAGCUCACCCGUGACGAGAUGUACUCCAACUCUCAGCUCUUCAUGGUAGCUGGGACGGAGACCACGGCCACGGCGCUGAGCGGCCUCACAUACCAAUUGCUGACACACCCAGAAAAGAUGCAGAAAAUCACGCAAGAGAUUCGAGAAGCAUUCAAGGACGAGAAGAUUGACAUGAUCCGCCUCGCGCAGUUGAAGUAUCUGAACGCAUGCAUAGAGGAAGGAUUGCGUGUCUAUCCGCCGGUGCCUGUUGGGGCCCCUCGACAGGUGCCAGAAGGAGGAAUGACGGUUUGUGGAGAGUUCGUUCCAGCUAAUGUUUCGGUCUCCGUGCAUCAAUGGGCGACAUACCGUAGCCCCGAGAACUUCAAGCGACCAGAUGAUUUCGUCCCAGAGCGAUGGACUGAUGACCCGGAGUUCGCCAGCGACAACAAAGCUGCAUUUCAGCCGUUCUCCUAUGGGCCACGCAACUGUUUGGGCAAGAAUUUGGCGUAUCACGAGAUGCGAAUCAUUUUGGCAAAGGUGCUAUACCACUUCACUUUGUCUCUAGCCCCGGAGUCGGUGGACUGGGACAAGCAGAAUGUGUUCUCGUUGUGGGAGAAGAAGCCGCUGAUGGUACAGCUGCAUGCACGGACCUGA
This is a messenger RNA of Aspergillus saccharolyticus JOP 1030-1, 1494 nucleotides long. Its product is annotated as cytochrome P450. Bases 1 to 1494 code for a protein of 497 amino acids. The transcript is spliced from 4 exons. The record is from RefSeq and is a predicted model, not a curated record. Lineage: Eukaryota; Fungi; Ascomycota; Eurotiomycetes; Eurotiales; Aspergillaceae. Gene Ontology annotation, molecular function: heme binding; monooxygenase activity; oxidoreductase activity, acting on paired donors, with incorporation or reduction of molecular oxygen.